GGACUUUUUAAAUGUCGAGUCGAUGAGUGCAGCGAGUGUUCGGUCCGUUCAAACAGUGUCGAGAAAACAUUUUGAUAUUCUCAGUGAAGAAGUAUAAUAUUUUAAAAAUUUACUAUAUGUCAAUGAUAAACCUUUGACCUUUAAAAAUUAAUGUACCUUUUAAGCAAAUUAAAAUAUUGAUACACGAAUCGUUCAGAGUGAAAAGUUUUCGCUUCAUUUCUGUUUCACGAUCCCGUGUUAUAUAUUUCGGUGUAAAGCACUAUUUAAUUUAACUUCCGAAUAUCAUACAUCUUGAAAAUGUCGCAUUUAAAGUACAUGAAAGAAAUAAACAGUUUGACUCGAAUGGACGAGAAUAUUAAAGGACCACUUCCUCGCUGGCAGAAGAAAUGCUUAGAAACAUCGAAUUCAAGUGUCAAUCUCAGUGUCAAUUCCUCCCGGAAACUUACAAACGGAUCGUUUAUGAGUAAUGCCACAGGAAAAACACCAACAAAAAAGAAUGAUAGUCGGACCAAGAAAACUCCUUCCAAAGGUUCCAAAAAAUCACCAAAUCGAACUACACCUGCUAAAACACCCAGUGGCGGCGAUAGAUUUAUUCCUUCAAGAUCAACCACCAAUUUUGAUCUUGGACAUUAUAAGAUACAACAACAAGUGGCUGCAGAGAGAGACGAGGACAAACAGGACAAUGUAAGUCCUUCCAAGAGAGAAAUGCAGCGUCUUAUGAGUGAGAAUAUACAUGGUGGCGAUAUUAAUAAUAUGAGAGUUUUGUCUUAUCAAAACAAAGCUCCUGCUCCACCGGAAGGAUAUCAGAAUCCAUUACGGGUUGUAUAUAGUCAGAGUAAGACACCAGCUAGCGUUAAAGCAUCUACUAGAUAUAUUCCACAAACUCCUGAUAGAAUAUUGGAUGCACCAGAAAUCGUUGACGAUUAUUAUUUGAAUCUGAUCGAUUGGUCACAAAGUAAUAUUUUAGCUGUGGCAUUAGGUGCUAAUGUAUAUUUAUGGAAUGCUGCAACCGGAACCAUAGAACAAUUAUUUGAAUUAGAGGGCAACGACUAUAUCUGUUCCGUUGCAUGGAUUCAAGAAGGGCCCUAUUUAGCUGUAGGUACAACAGCAGGAAAUACGGACUUGUGGGACUGCAGUCAAACAAAAAGAGUACGCGUAAUGAAUGGUCAUGCAGCUAGAGUAGGUUCCCUUUCAUGGAAUUCACAUAUUUUGACGAGUGGGUGCAGAGCAGGACAAAUAGUCCACCACGAUGUUAGACAAAGGGACCAUUUAAUAUCGACUAUAAACGCUCAUGCUCAGGAAGUAUGCGGUUUGAAAUGGUCACCUGAUGGUAAGUAUUUAGCAAGCGGCGGUAACGAUAACAUGCUUCAAUUAUGGCCGUCAAUUACUGGACAAAGUCAUACGCACACGCAACCCCUUUACUCGUUGAAUCAACACCAAGCAGCUGUAAAAGCACUAGCAUGGUGUCCAUGGCAAAAUAAUAUUCUUGCAAGCGGGGGUGGUACAGCUGAUAGAACAAUUCGAUUCUGGAAUUGUAAUACAGGCGCGUGCUUGAAUACAGUAGACACUAAAUCGCAAGUGUGUUCUCUGUUAUGGUCGACAACGUACAAGGAAAUCGUUUCCGGUCAUGGAUAUGCUCAAAAUCAAUUAAUCAUUUGGAAGUAUCCAGGGAUGACGAAGGUCGCAGAGCUUACAGGACAUUCUAGUCGUGUCUUGCAUUUGGCUAUGUCUCCUGAUGGUACCACGGUCCUUAGCGCAGGAGCCGAUGAAACGUUACGCUUGUGGAAAUGUUUCCAAGCAGAUCCGCAUAAAAAGAAAGAACCUAGUGAAAUGAAAUCCGUUCCUUCUAGGCUUAAGCAAUCCAUCCGAUAACAAUAUUAUGCUAAUAGAACAAAUAAAGCUUUGUAUUUAUUUUUUGAA
Messenger RNA from Megalopta genalis, 1920 nucleotides. It is a transcript of the gene fzy, whose product is annotated as cell division cycle 20 protein fzy. Gene Ontology annotation, cellular component: anaphase-promoting complex. Lineage: Eukaryota; Metazoa; Arthropoda; Insecta; Hymenoptera; Halictidae. Gene Ontology annotation, molecular function: protein binding; anaphase-promoting complex binding; ubiquitin ligase activator activity. The record is from RefSeq and is a predicted model, not a curated record. Gene Ontology annotation, biological process: positive regulation of anaphase-promoting complex-dependent catabolic process; anaphase-promoting complex-dependent catabolic process; positive regulation of ubiquitin protein ligase activity.